CAGUCAGAUCUGGCUGAACGUGACGAGCCGACUCGGAGCCGAGCGAGGUUUCCUGGCGGAGCUGCGGAGGGAGCAGGAGUUGAGCGGGUUUGUCUGUCUGUCUGUCUGUUCGUGUGUCUAUCCGCCGCCGCAGUCGCUGUCUGCCUGGGAUAUAAAAACAAAACAAUACACCCCCGAAAACUCAUCUUUACGGCUUCAACGGUCUGGAGACGGCAUCCACGGCUAUGGACCCAUCGAUGUCCUCCUGUUAUCCACACUGAGCGACGUUACUCCGUCGGAUGCUCCAGUGCCCAGAGGAGAGGAGGAGGAGGAGGGGGUAUCCCUAUAAUUUUUCGACUGCCAGGCUGACUCACUACUGGACCGCCUGAAAACUGAAGAACUCUGAGAGAACAAGAGAGUGAAGGGAACACUGUAAAAGAGGGAGUGAGAAGAAAGGAAGGAAGGAGGGAGGGAAAGAGGGAGCAAGAAAAGUAAAGACGGUGAGGAACACUAGACGGGAAGAGAGGCAGCAGGAGAAAGUCAGGUUGGGUCAGAAGGGCAAGAGGAGGAAAGAGUAAGUGAUAGUGGACAAGAGAAGUAUAAUUAUUCAUCUAUUAGGCAGUGAGUGGAAGAAUUUAAAGUCUGAUGAGAAUAAGUCAAGCGGUCAGACGGACAGCUGACUGAGCUUCAGACAAACCCACUGUCCUGCUAACCCUCCAACAACUGUCCCUUCACGGUCACCAUACUGGGAGAGCUGGGAGAACUGGUCACGAGGAGAAGCCACCAUGAGCGACCAGAACGUCGUCAAGGAAGGCUGGGUCCAGAAAAGAGGAGAGUACAUCAAGAAUUGGCGACCACGCUACUUUCUGCUGAAGACAGACGGCUCUUUCAUCGGCUACAAGGACAAACCACAAGACUCUGACCUGGCCUACCCACUCAACAACUUCUCUGUAGCAAAAUGCCAGCUGAUGAAGACGGAGCGGCCAAAGCCAAACACCUUUAUCAUCCGCUGUCUGCAGUGGACGACAGUCAUCGAAAGAACUUUUCAUGUUGACACUCCUGAUGAGAGGGACGAGUGGGCUGAGGCCAUCCAGAUGGUAGCAGAGUCACUAGCCAAGCAGGAGGAGGAGGGCAUCUUGUGCAGCCCCACCUCCCAGAUUGAAAACGUCAACGAGGAGGAGAUGGACACCUCCAUUAGCCACUACAAACGAAAGACAAUGAAUGACUUUGACUAUUUGAAGCUUCUGGGCAAAGGCACUUUUGGUAAAGUCAUUCUGGUGAGGGAGAAGGCGAGCGGCACCUACUACGCCAUGAAAAUCCUCAAAAAAGAAGUCAUCAUUGCCAAGGAUGAAGUUGCUCACACUCUCACAGAAAGUAGGGUUUUAAAAAAUACUCGGCAUCCAUUCCUAACUUCUCUGAAGUAUUCAUUCCAGACAAAGGAUCGGCUGUGCUUUGUAAUGGAGUAUGUCAACGGAGGAGAGCUAUUUUUCCACUUGUCAAGAGAGAGAGUUUUUUCAGAGGACCGCACCCGUUUCUAUGGCGCUGAGAUCGUCUCUGCUUUAGAUUAUUUGCAUUCUGCCAAGAUCGUGUACCGUGAUCUGAAGCUGGAGAACCUCAUGUUGGACAAAGAUGGCCACAUCAAGAUCACUGACUUUGGUCUCUGCAAAGAAGGCAUCACUGACACUGCCACUAUGAAAACCUUCUGUGGAACACCGGAGUACUUGGCUCCUGAGGUGCUAGAGGACAAUGACUAUGGACGUGCAGUGGACUGGUGGGGUUUGGGCGUGGUGACAUAUGAGAUGAUGUGCGGACGCCUGCCCUUCUACAACCAGGACCACGAGAAGCUGUUUGAGCUCAUCCUCAUGGAAGAGAUAAAAUUCCCACGAACCCUGUCAGCUGACGCCAAGUCACUCCUGUCAGGGCUGCUCAUUAAGGACCCCAACAAACGGUUGGGCGGUGGACCGGAUGACGCUAAGGAGAUCAUGCGGCACAGUUUCUUUGGCACAAUCGACUGGCAGGACGUCUACGACAAAAAGUUGGUACCACCCUUCCAGCCUCAGGUCACCUCUGAGACAGACACGCGCUACUUCGAUGAAGAGUUCACAGCACAGACCAUCACCAUCACUCCACCGGAAAAAUACGAUGAGGACGGGAUGGAUGCAGCAGACAACGAGCGAAGGCCUCAUUUCCCACAGUUCUCCUACUCGGCCAGUGGCCGAGAGUGAGCUCCAGCCCAGCCAGGCAGUAUCGUCCCCAUUUGUGGCCAUUUUGAGGAAAACGCGUAGCCAUUUUAGGAAAAAAAAACAAAAACAAAAAAA
Molecule: messenger RNA, 2297 nt
Organism: Maylandia zebra (zebra mbuna)
Lineage: Eukaryota; Metazoa; Chordata; Actinopteri; Cichliformes; Cichlidae
Gene: akt3b
Product: v-akt murine thymoma viral oncogene homolog 3b
Biological process (GO): protein phosphorylation
Molecular function (GO): protein serine/threonine kinase activity; ATP binding
Source: RefSeq, a predicted model, not a curated record